AAGCAUUUAUGGCUUUUACCACAACCCCGGAUUCGAAAUACUGGACAACACAAUUUUGAUAUUUAAAUAUUACACGUUUCCAACAGAUCGGAUGCAUUGUCCUUCUAUCUCAAAGGGUGUUUGCUCUCCAUCAUACAAUUAACGUGAGACCGCGAAUUACAGCAUUUUACCACAUAGAUUUUGCUUACAAUUUAUUGCAACAAGAUUUCUGUCCGUUUUUACACUACAUGAAAUCCCCUUUAACACCUGAUUUCAUCCCGUCGGUUUCCUCAACAGCUGUGUUGUACCAGUGUGAUGCUACAAUAUGUAAAUGUACUGCCGGUUUCAGGCUGUGUCUGUUUUGUGUGUGUUUGUAUAACUGCGUGUUUGUGCUCGCGGUGUGAGGCGGAGAUGCUGAUUUCUGCACAGAAUGUCAAUUUGCACAUUCGCUGGCUGCAGACUUGACUUCAGCAUCCAUGUGGAAACCACACACUCUCUCUCCCCCUCAGCGUGCGACUCUCUCUCUUAUUUAACACUCACACAGGGAAGGCUGUAAUGCGCGGAGCCGGCAGAGGUAUGGUGUGUGCCUGCAGGAGUAGCGGACCUGAGCCUCACGGAAUUUUCAUUUGUAUUACUACUAGUCUCUGUUGUUGCUUUCCAGCUCUGUGUGGGCUAAGCGCCGGUACCGGUACUCCACACCGCGAGAGGUUCGGGGUUCUGACUGCGGGAGCCUUCCGUAGAGUUGGCCGGAAGGCGAAAAAACAAACUACAUUUUUUAAAAACUAAAUGCCCCGCAACCGUACGCCCGUAACCAGUUUUUUCCAGGCUCGCUGGACACAACCGAGGCAGGACGGUUUCUUUGACGAGGAAAGGGAAGUCGAAAUGAGGUCCGUUUGAAAGAAACUGGGGGUCUCAACUUCCCAGACCAACGGAACCCCCCCGUUUUUCGCUCAGCGUUACACUACAGCUGCUGAGCUCGGAAUACACUCGACCAGACGGUAUUUUUUUAACUGUGUGGACCCGGUUUUGACCCGCGACUGUCUGCCUGGUUUAAAACAGAGCGCCCGGCGGCGGAUCCGGACUGACACACCUGUUCGACACCACCACAGACAGUGGCCUCGCGACGCCCUCCAAUCGCAGCCGGGAUCCAGUGGAUCGCUGCAGGACACCUCUCUAGUGGCGAAGGGAGAAACCGAUCUGCGAUGCCGUGGUGUGAGAGCUGUUAUAGGAGAUUGAAGUGAAGGGAUUCGGGUCCGACUCGUAACAGAGCUUUUAGUCACAGGUGUCUACAGGAGGUGCCUGUCCCUCUCCCCCGCUCUCUCAGUCCAGUUGCCCCAUGGGGACUCUCAGGGACCUGCAGUACGCCCUCCAGCAGAAGAUCGAGGAGCUGCGGCAGAGGGACGCCCUGAUUGACGAGUUGGAGCUGGAACUGGAUCAGAAGGAUGAACUCAUCCAGCGGCUUCAAGGCGAGCUGGACCGGUACCGUAGUUCCCGGCCCAGUCCCGGCCCCACCCCUCCUGAUGAGCCCCUCCGCACCAAGAGACAGGCCAUCUCCGCUGAGCCCACCGCGCUGGACCCACAGGACCUCAGCCACGGGAAGGUGGAGGUGACCAAGGAUGGGCUGAAGCUGUGCUCCAUGGGCCCGGGGAAGGUGUUUGGGGAGCUGGCCAUCUUGUACAACUGCACCCGCACUGCGACUGUCACAGCACUCACCCACAUCAAGCUGUGGGCGAUAGACAGGCAGUGCUUCCAGACCAUCAUGAUGCGGACAGGCCUGAUCAGACACACCGAGUACAUGGAGUUCCUCCGCAGUGUGCCUUCCUUCCAGUCCCUGCAGGAGGAUGUCCUCAGUAAGGUGGCCGAUGUCCUUGAGGAGACGCAUUACAGCGAGGGCGACUACAUCAUCCGCCAAGGCGCCAGCGGUGACACCUUCUUCAUCAUCAGCAAGGGCAAGGUGAAGGUCACACAGCAAAAGGCUGCCAAUGAAGAGCCGGCCUUCCUGUCCAGUCUGUCUCGUGGAGAUUGGUUCGGGGAGCAGGCGCUGAAGGGGGAGGACUUGCGGACAGCCAAUGUGAUCGCCGCAGAGGAGGUGACGUGUCUGGUCAUCGACAGAGAGUCCUUCAGACAGCUGAUUGGCGGCCUGGAGGAUGUCACUAACAGAGUGUACGACAGCGCUGAAGCCAAAGCCAAGAUAGAGGCAGAGACAAACUUCUUCUCCAGUGUGUCGCUGUCUGAUUUUCGGAUCAUCAGCACUCUGGGUGUUGGGGGCUUUGGUCGCGUGGAGCUGGUGCAGCUCAAGAGUGAUGAAACACGCUCCUUCGCCAUGAAGGUGCUGAAGAAGAGACACAUCCUGGACACCCGGCAGCAGGGGCACAUUUUGUCCGAGCGCCGCAUCAUGCAGGAAGCUCACUGCGAGUUCAUUGUCAGGUUGUAUUGCACCUUUAGAGAUGCCAAGUACCUUUACAUGCUGAUGGAGGCCUGCUUGGGUGGGGAGCUGUGGACUCUGCUGAGAGACAGGGCCUCGUUCGAUGACGGCACCACCCGGUUCUACACGGCCUGCGUCGCCGAGGCGCUGGCGUACCUGCACUGCCGCGGAAUCAUCUACCGGGACCUGAAGCCCGAGAACAUCCUGCUGGACCAGCGCGGAUACGCCAAACUGGUUGACUUUGGCUUUGCCAAGAAGAUCGGCUUUGGGAAGAAGACCUGGACGUUCUGCGGCACUCCCGAGUACGUGGCCCCGGAGAUCAUCCUGAACAAGGGCCACGACGUGUCGGCCGACUACUGGUCCCUUGGCAUCCUCAUGUUCGAGCUGCUGAGCGGCAGCCCCCCCUUCUCCGGCUCUGACCCCAUGAAGACCUACAACAUCAUCCUGCGUGGGAUCGACAUGGUGGAAUUCCCCAAGAAGAUCACCAAGAACGCAGCCAACCUCAUUAAGAGGCUCUGCAGGGACAAUCCCUCCGAGAGGCUUGGAAAUCAGAAGAACGGAGUCAAAGACAUCCAGAAACACAAGUGGUUUGAAGGAUUCAACUGGGAAGGCAUUCGGAAAGGCACUCUGACCCCGCCCAUUCUGCCCAGUGUCAGCGGCCCGCUGGACACCAGUAACUUUGACUGUUUUCCCGAUGACCCUGAGGACCCGCCCCCCGACGAGGAGUCUGGCUGGGACAAAGAGUUCUGAGUUGCGCAGUGUGUGACAGCCUUUCUCCAGAUCGGACAGCUGGGAGGAAAAAACAGCAAAGGCUGGCAUGAAAGACCAGAACCUACUGGUCACCACCACUGACCUCUGUUAUCAGACUGGGUUUUAUAGAGCAAUUCUCAACUCUUGAGUGAUGCAGGAAAGGACAAUAAUUCUAUCUACUCCUCUAGGGGGCGCUGUUUGAUAUGGGAACUGGAAGACAAGAUUUUUUUUUAGAAUAUGGGAAUGGUUUCAUUAUUUUAGAAUGAUUCCUCAGCUCUUAGAUAUGGCGUUUUAACACUUUUAGUAACAAGUAGUCUGAAAAUUGUGCUACAGAAAUUUAGGUUUCUAAUAGAAGGCAGGAAUUGAAUACCUGCAGCAGUCUGAGAGACUGUAGGUUUAGUUGAAUGACUGAAGGGCUGAAUGACUGAAGGGCUAACAAACUGACCACAGAACUGGCAGAAUCAGAGGCUUUUUAAACAGGUAUGCUGCUACUACCAUCAGACUGUAUACUGGGGAAAUUCUGGUGUAUUUAUUAGACUGGGUUUUCAGUGUGUGUUUCUAAAAUUGAGAAAGGAAAUGAAGAUAUCAAAAAUGAUAUCAGUCUGACUGUCUCCUCAUUUGCAGUGUGUAUGAGUGUGCUUGUGUGGCGAGGGAGAAGAUAAACAGGGUUACUGUAGGCUUCCUUCUCAAGGCUCUCCAGCGAUUGUUUAACUUGUUUAGUGCACUGUGGAGCAAAUCACAUUGUUUUCCCAAAGACCUCCAGUGACACAGCCGGUGUGGGAGUGCAGGAUCCACACCCCCCUCCCACACACCCACACCUUGAUUUCCAGCAGUGAUGUCAUCCUCCUCCCACCCCCUCUGGUGGGCCCCACUCUCAUUCGCAUUCUGCGUACUGAGUCUCAGAUACAGCAAGUGACACUCCAGUGCAGAACAGUCCAGGUCUGCCCGCAGUACAGUAUAUCUUUCCACUGCCCAUCGCCAGUAAGUCUCUGGCUGACUGGUUCCUGAAAGAAAGAGUGAAAUGAUCACCCUGUGCUGUAUCUGUUCUCUCAGUUAGCCAUGUGUGUGGAGUGCAGGGACUCUCUUCCUGAUCAGCUGUAGUCUUUUUACUGCACAUAAGGAAACUGCAGGCUACAGCAAGCAGUUGGAAUGUGGCUGCAGUGGCUGAAUGGUUUCAGUAUUCCUGGGGACAGUGGACAGUGGACAGUGGGCAAUGCUUUGGCCUGAAGGCAGCCCUGGUUUAAAAGACUCUCCUAGGAAACCACUGUUGUUUCAGGGGGUCCUCCUGCAUGGCUCCCCCUUUCUCCUUCCCUUCCUGUCAGUCCUGUGAGCCAAGCACCUGUGUGUGAGAGGGACCCCUUUGCGAUCUGACACCCAAAGGAGAAGAUACAAAGAGUAGGGGGGGGGGCUCUCCUUUCCCCUGUGCUCUUCCCCCAGGGGGUGCGAGUGCAAGCCGGAGGGAGGGGUACCUCAUCUUCCCUGCACACUCUACAGUCCCAUCUGAGGGGUGUCACGCAGGUGAGGGGGUAUCCAGAAGGCCUGGCUGUCUGGACCGAGCGUACGAGCCGCAGGCUGGACUGUGUUGUUGUGUGCAUUUUGUAAAACCCUGACGUCUCUUUCCAACUGCUUUCACUAUGGCUCCUCAUCCGCCGUUUCUGCACUACGAUGAAACCAGCCUCAGCUAUUACUGCUCUGCACUGGAACAAUCUGGAACAAUCGCCGCGACCUCACGAGCUUUCAUGGGAGCUGGACAUUUUUCUCAGUCCUUCUUUUGCCGUGAGCUAUGGGAAGAGGGAGAGGGACUCAUGGGAGAAAACCUGGCACCCGGCACAACGGAAUUCCAGGACAGCGGCUUUUUUAUUGGCCAUAUUGGCAAAUGAGGAAACUUUAUUGGCUUGGCCAUCUCCUUCUCUGUUCGACAGCAGGUAGGUGAAGACCAGGGUCCCCUUACAGGCCAAAAUGACCAGGAUCCAACAUCUGGAGUGACACUCCUAUCAGAUCAGGAGCUUACAGCCAACAGAACCCGCUCAGCAGAACUGGGCCGGUUGCCCUGAACCCACUCCCUACAGAACCCUUCUGCAGCACAGAGCCCUGCCAGCACCCUGCCUGUCUGCUCCUGCAGACAAAGACGGAUCUCGACACAAAGGUGACGUUUACGGUACAGAAAACACCCGACCGCUAUUGAUCCCUAAAAAGAGAUGUUUAACUGUGUCAGUGGUCGAAAUCCAAGAGCGACACACUGAGCUCACAGAAUACAAUCUGGGAUGGCCAGAGAGGACCGGCUGCGUGCUCACUGUGAGCAGGGACUUGACUCGAACAUGCACUUCCUGCUCACCUGCCCUGCAGUCUCACACAGGUCUCUGACUCUGACCAGCUCCACACCCCGCUAGGAGAGGAGAUAGGCUUCGAAG
Messenger RNA from Lepisosteus oculatus (spotted gar), 5565 nucleotides. The record is from RefSeq and is a predicted model, not a curated record. NCBI's taxonomy places the organism in Eukaryota, Metazoa, Chordata, Actinopteri, Semionotiformes, Lepisosteidae.